UGCACCACCCUGUCACAUGAUUUCACUUCCGCAACUUGUGCUGCCGGUUAGUGAAAAACCCCUGAGCUCAUUCAGGGGAGAAUCCUUGGUUCGGGAUCGGAUUGUGUUGGUGGCAGAAGCUUUUAUGUAGCAACAUGACAGCAGGAGCUGUGAGAGGACUCAGUAUGCCUGUGCUCAGAUUUAACGGCGUCUUUCUGCUGCUGCUGCUGCUGCUGCUGUUUGGACUCUCACUCGGAACCUCUCCAUCAUUCAGUGUGGACUACAAGAACAACUGCUUCCGUAAGGAUGGGGAGCAGUUUCGCUACAUAUCAGGAAGCAUCCACUACAGCAGGAUCCCCAGGGCCUACUGGAAGGACAGGCUGUUAAAGAUGUACAUGGCAGGGCUGAACGCCAUCCAGACCUACGUUCCCUGGAACUACCACGAAGAGUCUCCCGGCCAGUAUGAUUUCAGCGGAGACAGAGAUGUGCAAUAUUUCCUUAAGCUGGCUCAGGAGAUCGGUCUGUUUGUGAUCCUUCGUCCAGGGCCGUACAUAUGUGCGGAGUGGGACAUGGGUGGUCUGCCUUCCUGGCUUCUAAACAAGAAAAACAUUGUGCUGCGAUCGUCUGAUGCAGAUUACAUUGCAGCUGUAGAUAAAUGGAUGGGGAAGCUUUUACCCAUGAUGAAGCCUUACCUGUAUCAGAACGGUGGUCCCAUCAUCACUGUACAGGUGGAGAAUGAAUAUGGCAGCUACUUUGCCUGUGACUACAACUACAUGCGUCACCUGACCAAAUUGUUCAGAGCUCACCUGGGAGACGAGGUGGUUCUGUUCACCACAGAUGGUGCAGGGGUGACGUACCUAAAAUGUGGCUCAAUACAAGACCUCUAUGCCACCGUAGACUUUGGUCCUGGUGCAAAUAUAACUGCUGCCUUUGAAGCACAGCGACAUGCUGAACCUUAUGGACCUUUGGUUAACUCUGAGUUUUACACUGGCUGGCUAGACCACUGGGGAUCCCGUCACUCUGUCGUCUCAUCCGCUCUAGUGGCUAAGUCUCUCAGCCGGAUGCUGGCUGUAGAAGCAAAUGUUAACCUGUACAUGUUCAUAGGCGGGUCAAACUUCGGCUACUGGAAUGGCGCUAACUCACCGUAUGCUGCACAGCCCACAAGCUACGACUAUGAUGCCCCUCUGUCAGAGGCAGGGGACCUCACAGAGAAAUACUUUGCCAUCAGAGAUGUCAUCCGAAUGUACAGUAAUGUACCAGAGGGGCCGAUUCCACCAACGACACCAAAGUACGCAUACGGUUCUGUAAAAAUGAAGAAGCUCCAGACAGUGUCCGAUGCUACAGAAACAUUGUCAUUCUCAGGUCCAGUUAGAAGCAACUUUCCUCAGACGUUCACUGACUUGAAUCAGGCCUUUGGUUUUGUUCUCUACAGGACGACUCUGGCUGUUAAUUGCAGCCAGCCCACCCCUCUGUCAUCACCUCUGAACGGGGUCCACGACAGAGCAUAUGUGUCAGUGGACGGGGUGGCAGUAGGGGUUCUGGAAAGGAACAAGGUCUUGAGUGUGAAUGUGACAGGAAAGGCUGGAAGUCAGGUGGACAUACUGGUGGAGAACAUGGGCCGAAUUAACUAUGGAAGAGACAUCAACGACUUCAAAGGCCUGGUCUCCAAUCUUACUCUGGGACAAGUCCCCCUCACUGGCUGGACCAUGUACAGUCUCAGCAUCGACGAGGCAGUCAAACAGGGCCUACUUGGAGAUCAACCUCCCACACGGACAGAUCAAGGUCAGCCUGCGGCUCUGUCACCUCCAGCCUUCUAUAAGGGAAGCUUCGUCAUUCCCGACGGUAUUCCAGACCUCCCUCAAGACACUUAUGUCAAGCUGCCAGGCUGGAAGAAGGGGCAGAUCUGGAUUAAUGGCUUUAAUUUAGGGCGUUAUUGGCCCGCUCGAGGACCUCAGGUGACCCUUUUUGUUCCUGCCAGCAUCCUGAGUACAGCAGCACCCAACAAUGUGACCGUCCUGGAGCUGGAAGCUGAUCCGUGCAGCUCCCAGUCAUGCACUGUUGAGUUUACAGCAUCCCCAGUCCUCAAUGCAACAGUCCUCUCUGAACACAAACCGCGCAGGAGACUGUUUACUAAAGAGGACCUCCUGUGAAAAUAAGGAAACUCUGCUGCACCAAUGGAAUCAGUUUGCACUGCAAGACUCAGCGUAUGAGCCUGGAAUUAACUGUUUUGUGACAUGAAUUUUUGUUUUCACCCAGUCUGUGUUAUGUAAAUGUCAGUUUAUUUUCUGAUUUUUGUAACUGUAUUCCCACCACCUGAUUUUAACAUGUAUCCCAAAAUCUCCUCUUGUAUCUCCUCUUUUCAUGUCUGAAAGGGAUUAUAAGCAAUGAAAGCUGUGGUAUUUCAUCAUUCAAGAAACAUUUAAUUUUUCAAAUGACUGCCAACUCAGGAAAGUACAUGUUCAGAUGAGUUUUCCUAUCAUUAAAAAUUGUUGCUCUAUAUAGCCUCUAUUUAUUCAGAGGUUGUGUGGUAGUUUUGAUGCUUGUACAAGAUGUACCGAUUAACAUUUAUACAAGCAAUAAAACAAAAAUUUGAUAAGA
This is a messenger RNA of Girardinichthys multiradiatus, 2577 nucleotides long. RefSeq names its product galactosidase, beta 1 (gene glb1). Gene Ontology annotation, biological process: carbohydrate metabolic process. Gene Ontology annotation, molecular function: beta-galactosidase activity. Gene Ontology annotation, cellular component: vacuole. Bases 135 to 2129 code for a protein of 664 amino acids. The transcript is spliced from 16 exons. Lineage: Eukaryota; Metazoa; Chordata; Actinopteri; Cyprinodontiformes; Goodeidae. The record is from RefSeq and is a predicted model, not a curated record.